Solanum stenotomum is the source of this 4786-nucleotide messenger RNA. RefSeq lists its product as uncharacterized. The coding region runs from base 487 to 4677 and encodes 1396 amino acids. The transcript has 5 exons. Lineage: Eukaryota; Viridiplantae; Streptophyta; Magnoliopsida; Solanales; Solanaceae. The record is from RefSeq and is a predicted model, not a curated record.
AUACCCCAAUUCGAAUCCACAUUUCAAUUUUUAGCAGCCAACAAACUCCAUCGCCUCCGAUCUUCUCUCUCAAUAAAUUUCCCCAAUUUCUCUUCUCUCUCUAUAAAUUCUCUCUCUAUACGUAUCUAUAUACGUUUACUGUAGACUAUAUUGUUGUAUUCUAUAUCGAAAACCGAUUCGAAGAAUUAAGGUCAAGAGCUUUCUGGAAGUUUCCGGCGAGUUUUCCGGCAGAUUCGAAUCGGUUGCAUUCCGGCGGUGGGGGAUUCUGAUGGAAUCUGUUUAAUUGCUGUUCUGUUGUUGUUGUUGUUGUGGAACUGGAAGGGAGUUAGGGUUUGUGGAAGUUUGUGUCAUUUUACUGAUUGGGGGAACCGGCGGUUGAUUGUUAGAUUUGAAUUGGGUUUAGAGUGUUGGAGAGUGAAUUAGGGUUUCGGAGGUUAAGGGAUUGAAAAAAGAGGUUUAGGUUUAGGUUUUGGGAUAUUUACAGUCAUGCCUCGGAGUUCAAAGCAUAAAUCGCAUAAGCAGAGUAAGCAUAGUCCGAAGGAGGGUAGGGAUUAUUCGUACUCGGAUUCGGAUGAGGAAAUGAAAACCAAGGAGAAAGAGAAGGAGAAAGAGAGGAGUAGUAAGGAGGAUAGUCUGGCUAGGGUUUCUAAGGAUUCAAUCCAUUCAGGUUCUGGUGAGAAGAGAAAACAUUCUUCCCAAUCUAAGGAAGGUAAGGAUAGUAAAGAUCUAAGUGGGUAUGGAAAUGGUGAUGCUUCAGAGGAGUAUGUUUCUUCUAAGCGUCGGAAAGAGAAGGUAGAGGCGGGUAGUGGUGGUGCUGAUAGAUGGAAUGGUGCUGCUGAUAGUGCAUUGAAGGGAGAAAGUUUGAAAAUUGAUGCAGAUAAGGGUUCUAAGGGGAAGGAAACAAAGAGCUCAAGUGAUUCCAAAAGUAAAAGCAGUAAGAAAGAAGGUAAUGUUGCCUCAUUGGUGGAAAAAGAAGAGAGUAAGAGUGGAAGAGUGGAGUCAAAGAGGAAAUCUGAGAAGGAUUCUGGUCGAAAAGAAGGCAAGGAUUCCAAGGAGGUGAAGGAAAAGGAGAGAGGGUCAGACAGGGAAAAGAAGGGUCAUGAGAGUAAGCGCGAUGAUGUUGACAAUGUGAAGAAACAAGGGUCUCAAUCUGGUGAUGCUAGUGAAGAAAAGCAGAACAAAAAAGGUAGAGAAACUGCUGAGUGGACUAUCCAAAAUGAGGUACCAAAUAUUGACUUGGACAAAGAUGCUGAGAAAAGGGCACGGAAGAGAAGAGAAAUCCCUGGUGAUCGGGAUAAAUAUGAUGAUGACAUAAAUGAGAGCGAUGACAGACGGUUAUCUUCGAGGUCUGAACGUACUAAAGGUGAAAAACAGCGACAUGAGAAACAUAAAGAGUACAAGGAAGAUGUCGAUAAAGAUGAUAAGCACAAGGAUGGUAGGUAUCGUGAGGAUGUUGAUAAGGACAGAAAACGGCGUGAUGAUAAAUAUCGAGAAGAUAGUGAUAGAGAUAAUAGACGUAGAGAUGACAAGUACCUGGAAGAUGUUGACAGAGAUAGCAGACGCCGGGAUGACAAAUAUCGUGAUGAUGGUGACAGGGAUAAUAGGCGCAAGGAUGGUAGAUAUCGAGAAGAUGGUGAAAGAGAUAGUCGUCGUAGGGAUGACAAAUAUCGUGAAGAUGGUGACAAUGAUAACAGGCAUGGGGAUGGUAAGUAUCGAGAGUAUGGGGAGAAAGAUGGCCAUCAUGAUGAAGAUAGAUAUCAUGAAGAGGGUGAAAGAGAUGAUAGGCAGAGCGACAUCAAGUAUAGAGAAGACAGUGAAAGAGAUAAAAGGCGCAAGGAUGAGAAGCACCGGGACGAUUUUGAAAGACAUGGCAGAUGCAAGGAUGGUAGUGAAGCAGAUGAAAGUGAUAAAAAGAGGAGACUCAAUGAUGCCAAGUAUGGGGAUGAACGUGCUCCGAGAGACCAUUCAGGUGACCGGUCUGAUGCGAAGCGUUCUAGGGAUGAGGGUCAUUCUUCUGAUUUGCAUUUGAGGAAGUCAGGUAUGCAUGAAGGUAACCCUGGUUAUGAUCGUGCAAGGUAUAAAGAUGAGCCAGGAAGAAGGAGAGUGCUUGAUAAAGAGGACCUUGGAGAUAUUAGAUCUCGGAGCAGUAAAGAUCAGCGAUCUGAAGCAGAGAAGAGAUCCAUAAGCAGUGCUAGAGUAGAGUCUGUCACUGAUCGUGGAAGGUCUACCUCGAGGAAUGCUGAUGCAGAAGUUACUCCACAAAAAAGCAGGUGGAAGACUUCGCCUAGUGCUGGACCUCAUACUACAAGAGAUAAUUACAGGCUGUCAAAACAAGAAGACUCCAAGUAUCCUUAUGAAGAAAGGAUUCGACAUGGUGGAACAUCUCGAGAUUAUGGUGGUUCUGGUGCAUCAAUUGAGAGAAUUUCUUCAUCCCGUUCAACAGAGAAAAUGAUUCAGAAGGAGGACAUCUUUCUUGGAGAUUACUCAGCUGAACGACGGCUUAAAUCAGAUGUUCGCAGUUCUCCCAUGCAGUUGGUGGAUAGAUCUCCUACUUCAGCGAGCAAUGAGCGAAGACACUUGAAUAGAUCCGAGGUUCGCCGGAGUCUUGAUGUUGAGGAUUCAACACAGAGAAGUGGUGGUGGUUCCAGGGAAUUUAAGGAAGGCAGAGGAAAUCGUGACUUUGCUGGUGAUGCAUUUGCAGGUGAUGAACUAUCUCAAAUGGAUGGAGAUAAUGCCUCUGAUUCUUCUCCUUUUAUCAGAGGGAGUCACUUUUCAGGCAGUUCAAAGUCUGCUUUACCUCCCCCUCCUCCAUUUAGGUCUGGGGUUGACAGCCCAUCAAUGUUUGGCUCUUUGGACGACGACAGUAGAGGGAAGUCAACCAACCGUCACAGAAGAAUUAGUGAUCCUACUAUAGGAAGAAUGCAAGGAAAUGCUUGGAAGGGGGUUCCAAAUUGGCAGUCACCUCUGGCAAAUGGUUUCAUGCCUUUCCAGCAUGGUCCACCUCCUGUUGGUUUUCAUCCCGCAAUGCAGCAGUUUCCCGGACCACCAAUGUUCGGUGUUAGGCCUUCAAUGGAAUUGAGUCACCCUGGGGUUCCUUACCAUAUGCCAGAUGCAGACCGCUUUUCUGGCCAUGGGCGCCCAAUGGGUUGGCGAACUCCACUAGAUGAUUCAUGCGGUCCCCCAUUGCAUGGGUGGGAUGCUAACAAUUUUGGUGAAGAAGCUCACCUUUAUGGAAGGCCAGACUGGGACCAGAAUAGGACUUUGUCCAACAAUAGUCGGAGUUGGGAGACAAUUGGUGAUGUAUGGAAAGGGCCAAUAAGGGGCACCAGUGUGGAGCUGCCAUCUGGUUCACAGAAGGAGGUCUGUUCAAUUCAGGGCCCAGAUAAUUCUUUUGCUGCUCAGUUGGCUCAGCAAGCUCUGGGUGAGCAAAAGAAGACAGAUCAAGAUACUGAAAGCAAUGAUAUCAGUUUUCAGUCCAGCAGUGUUCCUGGAAGGAGCACUCUAGAAGAUUUGAAAAUUAAUCAUGAAGAGCUACCAAUUGAUGUUGAGUCAUCAGGGAAAGAAGAAGCUAGUCUUAGCAAUGUUUACCUCAAAAAGCUUGAUAUCUCGGCAGAUCUGACAGAGCCCGAGUUGUUUGAUCAAUGUACUAGUUUAAUGGAUGUUGAGCAGAUCUUGACAUCUGAUAACUCAAAGAUCUUGUUCUUGGAGGUAAAGCGGGGUGCUGUAGAAUCUAAUGUAACGCUGCCCAGCAAAUUUUCAAGUGUUCCACUCAUUGCUACUGUGGCUGAUUCUGUUUUUCAGAAAGCCAUUUCCCUUUACAAGAAGAGGAGGGAGGAAAUUGAAUUCACAAAUGGUGGACAUUUUACUUUUUCUGGUCAGCUAGGUGUGUCCUAUCCUGCACCUAAAUUAGAGAAUUCAAGUUCAGUAUAUGGUAAACUUGAAUGCUCCGGUCUGGCGGAUGAUGGGCUAGUAGAAGAGGGUGAUGAGGGGACUGAUCUCCCUGUUAGUUCUCUCAGUUCUGAGGAGGUUGUACUUUCACAAACCGCACUUCAGGAGCUGUGUGAGCCAAUGGGUUUGAACCCAGGCGAGAAAUCAAAUCUCCAUACUUCCAUAGAUGUCCCAGCCGAGAAAUCAGAUCACCCUACUUCCAUAGAUGGAGGAGCUGUCCUGACCAAGAAAUCAGAUCUCCCUACUUCCAUAGAUGAAGGAGCUGUCCCGACCGAGAAAUCAGAUCUCCCUACUAGCAUGGAUGAAGGAGCUAUUCUGACUGAGAAAUCAGAUUUCCCUACUAGCAUGGAUGAAGGAGGUGUCCCAACCGAGAAAUCAGAUCUCCCUACUAGCAUGAAUGAAGGAGCUGUUCCGACCGAGAAAUCAGAUCUCCCUACUAGCAUGGAUGAAGGAGCUGAUACAGUUGUGGAUGUGGCUCAGGAAAGUAAAUUUGCAGAAAACUCGUUGUCUGUGGAAGAGGUGGGCCAAACUGAUGCCCUUGCUCCUCUUGUGUGUAAAGAUUUGAUGGGGGCUGAUGAUAACGUCAAAGAAGAGAAGUUUGUUGAUGCUAAAUGUGGUACUCUUCCACACACUGAUGUGUCUACUGAGGUAUUUGAGGCAGCGAUGCCAGAGUCAAUUGAGUCAGUAAAUUUAAGUCGGAUACAGCAUUCUCCUGAAAGUACACAUUGAGACAAUUUAUUUUUCCGAGUUUUUGAAAUGCCCCCCCUUAUAUUCCCAUCUUCUGUUUUGUCUGCUUGCUGCGCUUUAGCUAAUCAAUAAAACUUUUGAGUUUUCUUUA